Molecule: messenger RNA, 1797 nt
Organism: Cucurbitaria berberidis CBS 394.84
Lineage: Eukaryota; Fungi; Ascomycota; Dothideomycetes; Pleosporales; Cucurbitariaceae
Exons: 2
Coding region: 1-1797 (598 amino acids)
Source: RefSeq, a predicted model, not a curated record
AUGUCACCCAAGGCUGGGCGUUUGGGCGGUGAAGCUUGUCCUAUUCACUCCAUAAUCACUGUCUGUAUGACCUCGAUUCCCGCCCCAAGACGAUAUAUCUGUGCACACGGUGUGCGCGCCAAACGAAUUCCCAACCAUCUCGUAGCCAUCGCGAGCAGCUCUGUUCGGCAACACGGAGAUGCAGCAGCACAGCGCAAAGAGCACCGAGUGGAAGUAGAACAGGAGCAGGGACAGGAACAAGAUGAGCACACAGCAGGAGAACAGAGAGGGGAAGGAGCAUUGACGCGACGGUUGCGGAGCAUGAGCGAAGAAGCAUUGGAAACAGGCGGACACAGUGCCCUCAAAGUCCUCGAGGGAGCAGGCUUCAGCGCCGAACUGAAGGCCCAGCUUGAACAGCGCAUCGCUGCGGCCAACUUCAAGUCCUCAGAAGCAGACCUCCCCACCACUGCCUCUCGCCGCACGCGCGAUCUUGCCACGGCCGAAGCAUGGUCCGGUACCGAAUCCAUACACGAUGCGAGCCUGCGCAUGCUCAACGACGCUCACAGGCCAAUGCGACUGGGAAGACCGCCAAAACUACCCGGCGUGCAGCCACCACGGUCGGUUGACACAGGCUACAAGCGUAGCAAGGAGGGGCGUGGACUCAGGCUGGCCAACGCACGUGAUAGGAGCACCUUUUAUGCCAGCGUUAAGGAUGAUGCCGACAUGGAGGCAGCAGAUCGCGAGAAACGACUCCAAGAGCUCAAGGAUCGCUUUGAUCCACAUGCCCGCGUCAUUGUUCCCGGAUCCAUUCAAGGCCUUGCCUCGCUUGCAAAUAAGAGGAUUGAGGAUGCCAUUGCUCGUGGUCAGUUCAAGAAUUUACCUCGAGGCAAAGGAAAGAAUGUCAAGCGCGACCACAAUGCGUCGAGUCCUUUCAUUGAUACGACUGAGUACUUUAUGAACAAGAUUAUUCAGAAACAAGAUAUUGUACCACCGUGGAUCGAGAAACAACAAGAGCUUACAUCAACAGCGGCCAAGUUUCGCAGUCGACUGAGGAAUGACUGGACGAGGCAUGCUGCUCGUAUGAUAUCUAGUAAAGGCGGGUCACUACAGGAUCAAAUUCGGAGAGCAGAAGCAUAUGCACAGGCAGAGGUGAAUGCGAACCCUCUGAAGAAGCAGGAAAGCCUCACAACAGUAGAUAAUGAGGGGCAUCUGUCGCAAAUCUCGCUAUCGGGAGGACUAAAAAUGAAUUCCUCGCAAGAGACCUUACCAGGCAGAGGCGCCGUCAUUACUGAAGAAAUCACAGCCGAGAGGAUCACACUCGACUCAACGCCAUGUGCUGUCCCUCGAAGUCUAGUAGCGGCUACCGUAACAGAGUCUUCUAUACAGACUGUGCAAGUACCUAUCAGCACACCCUCCCCCACCGUCCCGCCAGCACCCCACCCCUUCCGCGAUCCAGACUGGGAACGCAUCGAAUUUACUUACCAAACCCUCGCCAUCAAAGACCUCAACGACAAAGCACGUUCCUAUAAUCUCCAAGCACCUGAAUUAGCUAAGAGACCAUACUUUAACCUCCAGCGCGAAUUGAAAUCUUGCUACGCUGAUGUGGCGCCUCGGCUUGCGGGAGUGAUCCUUGAUCGUGCGAGAGGGCCACCGAAGAAGACAAAUGCGGAAUUAGGAGUCGGGAGGGGGGACAAGAAGGCGUGGGGUGGGCUAGUGGGUGGGCCGGUUAGGGUGAGGGAUGAGAGGAGGGAGAAACAGUAUGGAUUUAGGCAGUUUUGGAACGAUUUGUGGGCGGAUAAGUCGAGCAAUCCGUAUUGA